CACGUGUUUCAUGGAAUCAUUUGGUCAAGCAGAGCAGGGUCCGAAACUAUCAACGCGCUUCCCCUUCCUUUCGCUGCCGUGUACAAAUCGACCUUCUUUUUCCUACACCCACUUCUGUUCUCACUUCGUUUCUUCUUCUCCUCCAUCUUCCCACGGAGCCGCCACGCUUUCUCGAACCCUAACCCUGGCGAAGCCAACAAAUUAUUUUAUAUAAUCUCCCACGAUCCGUUCUAGGGUUUUGCGGAUUGGCCCCGCUCCACCCUUCGCCGAUUCCCGGUGAUCACUUCAAAAUAACAGCGAUUCUCUGCAAUCCAUCACAAGAUCCACUCGCCUCCCGCCGAUCUCGCCUUCUUCGCUGGAUUUCAUCACCGAAGUUGGGUGAGCUCCUAAUUCGCUGGAGAAGAGGAAUUGGAGGCGUUUAUUUCGUGAUCUUUGGCUUGGGUUUUUGGUGAUCGGUGGUAGCUCGGAGUUUGGGAAGGGGUUGAGGAGAUCAAAUGCCGGAAGAGGAUCUGGUCGAGCUUAAAUUCCGACUCUAUGAUGGAUCGGACAUCGGUCCGAUCCGGUAUUCUUCCUCCUCCACGGUUGCCAUGCUCAAAGAAAGAAUAAUCUCUGAGUGGCCGCGAGAUAAGAAGAUUAUACCAAAGGUGGCUAAUGAUGUAAAGUUGAUAAGUGCGGGGAAGAUUUUAGAAAACAACAAAACAAUUGCCCAGUGCAAGCCACCUUUUGGCGAGCUUCCUGGAGGCGGUAUCACCAUGCAUGUUGUUGUUCAACCAUCAUCUGCUAAGACAAAAACAGAAAAGAAGGUUGAUGACUUGCCAAAGAAGACGACCUGUUCUUGCACAAUAUUGUAGAAUCAGGAGCUGCCUAUCUUGUUCAUGUCCAGCUGCAAGAGUACUGUUACAUACCAUUGGGUUGAUGGGGAAUAGGAGAACAUCAUAAUCACUUCUGGUAGUUCUGUUAUUGGAGGAAUGCAGUCCUCCAUGUAUUGUUGCCUGAAUGCUGUUGUGCCAGUCAAGAGUUGGUUUACGUUUUGUGGUAUUGUUGUGAGCCAGGUUCAUGACAUAGGAAGAGGAGGCCUUUAUAUGAUCACAGGUUAUAUAUAUGAAAUGGUUCUUCACAGUGUUUCUGUUCAGACAUUUAAUUCUUCUUUCUUUCAAUCAUGUUCUGUAUAUUGUCUGAAUUAACUCAGCAUUUAAGAGUGUCAGUGACAUCCCUCCUGCCUCUCUGUUCUUCAA
Phoenix dactylifera (date palm) is the source of this 1235-nucleotide messenger RNA. It is a transcript of the gene MUB4, whose product is annotated as membrane-anchored ubiquitin-fold protein 4 precursor. Gene Ontology annotation, molecular function: protein binding. The record is from RefSeq and is a predicted model, not a curated record. Lineage: Eukaryota; Viridiplantae; Streptophyta; Magnoliopsida; Arecales; Arecaceae.